GCGGUCGUGAAGCUUCUCGUGACGUUCUUGGAGCCGGACUGGGUGAACCCGUGGCAGACGAAGACCGCGCAGCGAUCGACCGGGUCCGGCGCGGUCAUCAAGCGCGACGCGGAGGGCGGCGGCGGGCUCGUCCUGACCGCCGCGCACGUCGUCGCGAACAGCACCUACAUCCAGGUCCAGCUCGCGAACUCGCCGGACAAGGUGCCCGCGAGGGUGCUCUCGGUGUUGCACGAGGUCGACCUCGCGCUCGUCCGAGUGGACGAAGGUCUGGACGGCGUCGAGCCGGUGCCGGUGCCGACCGACGAUAACGUCGCGCUGCCGAAGCUGCGCGAGAAGGUGUACGUCUUGGGGUUCCCCGUCGGCGGGAACGACCUGUCCAUCACGGAGGGCGUCGUGUCGAGGGUGGAGGUGCAGUCGUACUCGCACUCGCAUCAGAGAGCGCUCGCGGUGACCGUGGACGCGGCGAUCAACAGCGGGAACAGCGGCGGGCCGGUGUUGUCGCAGACCACGGGCGGCUUAGUCGGCGUCGCGUUUCAAGGGUACGCGGGCUCGAGCGUGGAGAACCAAGGGCACAUGGUCCCGGCGCCGGUGAUCAACCGAUUCUUAAAGUCCAGCGAGGACGGGAAGCCGCCGACGCUGCCGUCGCUCGGCGUGCAUCUGCAGCUUCUUCAAUCUCCGAGCCUUCGAAAGUACCUCAAGAUGAAGGACGAUGACUCCGGGGUGAUGAUCACGCACGUCGAGCACGGGAGCUCCGCGGAGGGGGUUCUGCGAGCCGGGGACGUCGUGCUGGAGGUGGACGGGAUUAAGCUCGCCAACGACGGCUCGUGCGUGUUCCUCGGACAGCGACUCGCGAUGGUGUCCAUCUUACAAGCGCGGUACGUCGGCGACGAGGUACCGAUUCGGUUACUCCGCGGAGGUGAGUAUAUGAAGGUCGCGGUCACGAUGAAGGCGCUCCGGCAGCUCGUGCCCAGGGGGCAGUACGACGUCCGACCGUCGUACGUCAUCAUGGGCGGUUUUUUGUUCCAGCCGCUGUCGUUAGAGUAUCUCCAGUCCUGGGGCGGGGACUUAAAAGACGCGCCGACGCACUUAGUGGAGCAGUACUACGACGGCAUCUCGGGCCCGAACAAGCGCGAGGUGGUCGUCUUGUCGCAAGUGCUCUCCGACGAGUGCAACGUCGGGUUC
This is a messenger RNA of Micromonas pusilla CCMP1545, 1182 nucleotides long. RefSeq lists its product as uncharacterized. The record is from RefSeq and is a predicted model, not a curated record. The annotation marks the transcript as partial. The transcript has a single exon. Gene Ontology annotation, molecular function: serine-type endopeptidase activity; protein binding. Lineage: Eukaryota; Viridiplantae; Chlorophyta; Mamiellophyceae; Mamiellales; Mamiellaceae. Gene Ontology annotation, biological process: proteolysis.